Molecule: messenger RNA, 1879 nt
Organism: Cutaneotrichosporon oleaginosum
Lineage: Eukaryota; Fungi; Basidiomycota; Tremellomycetes; Trichosporonales; Trichosporonaceae
Biological process (GO): carbohydrate metabolic process
Molecular function (GO): hydrolase activity, hydrolyzing O-glycosyl compounds
Source: RefSeq, a predicted model, not a curated record
CCCUCCACGAUGCUGCUACUAGCAGCCCUCGCGCUCACCUCCGCCCGGGCGCAACUGACCCCCGAGCAGCCGUACAGCCCCCCCUCGCCCGCAGCGGGCACGACGCCGUCGUCGGGCACCCCAAACGCCCAGUGGUCCGCGGUGCUCGGCAACGCGCUGUGGUUCUACGACGCGCAGCGCUCCGGCCGCCUCGACACAGGGAGCUACCCGAACCGCGUGCCGUGGCGGCAAGACUCGGCCGUCGACGACGGCGCGACCGUCGGCGUCGACCUCGGCGGCGGGUGGUACGAUGCGGGUGAUUGGAUCAAGGCCACUUAUCCCCUCGGCAUGACGAUGUGGGCGCUGUCCUGGUCUGCGAUGUCGUACGGGCCAGGGUUCGAGGCGGCGAAGCAGACCGCGUACAUGGACAGCACGUUGCGCUGGGGCUACGACUGGCUCAUGAAGGCCCACCCCGCCGACGACGUCCUCUACGUGCAAACCGGCAGCUCGGCGCACGACGGCGGCAACGCCUACUGGGGCCCGGACAGCGGUUUGCCGGGCAACCGCGCAUGCUACGCGGUGAACGCGAGCUAUCCGGGCACAGACGCGUGGGCGUCGACGGCCGGCGCGUUCGCCAUGGGCGCCCUCGCAUACCAAGGCACACAAUGGAACACGUCCUCGUCCGCGUGGGGCCCGGCGCCGCUCGCGAACGCGAGCUACGCGCAAACACUGUUGAGGCACGCCGAAACCCUCUACCGCGUCGCGAAAGAGAACGAGCGCAAGUCCUUCGCGGACUCGGUCAAAGCCAUCGGGCCGGCAUACACGCCCUCGUCGUUCGGCGACGACUUGUGCACCGCCGCACUCGCGCUCGCAGCCGCGACGAACAACAGCGCAUACUACGCCGAAGCGUACAACCACUACACGAACUAUACGCUCUCGAAAAGCGGCGCGGUGUGGAACUGGGACUCGCGCACGCCCGCCGCAUACGUGUUCUUCGUGGAGCUCGCGGCCGCGCGCCCCGCCCUGGCCGCCGGCGCCGGCCUCGCCCCCAACCUCACGGGAUGGCAGGCCGAGGUCGAGGGCUGGAUCGAGCGCUCGAUCUCGGGCGACGGCGGGCGCACGUACACGUCCCAUGCCGGCCUCCUCCUCUGGACGGGCGACAGCGACCAAGCGAGCCUGAACCCCGCCAUGUCUUUCGCGUCUCUUCUGCUGCGCUACGCGCCGCUCGCGAGCGCCGACAAGGCGGACACAUACCGCCGCUUCGCACAGUCCCAGAUCGACUACUUGAUGGGCAAGAACCCGAUGAACGUGCCGUACAUCGUCGGGAUGCACCCGAACUCGCCGGCGGCGCCGCACGUCGUGCGCGGCUCGGGGCUCACGGACGAAAGCAACCUCCGCGACCCCCCCGCAAACAAGGAGACGCUGUACGGCGCCGUGCCCGGCGGCCCGCGCCCCAGCGACCUGUGGUGGCCGUGGCGCGACGACUGGGUCCAGAACGAGAUUGCGCUCGACUACAACGCCAACCUCCCCGCGCUCGCCGCGUACCAGCUCGCGAGCGGCGCGGGCGAUCCGUACUAUGUCGGCGUGACGCAGGCGUAUACCGUGCCCAGCGGGCAGCCGUGCGACGACGCGCUGCCGUGUAAGCGCGGUCUUAGUGGGGGCGCGAUUGCGGGGAUUGUCAUCGGGUGUCUCGCCGCGGUCGUUAUUGCUGGCGUCGCGCUGUGGUGGUGGCUCCGCCGGAGAUAGAUCUGAUAUAUGGACUUUGGAUCUCGAUGUGGUGGGCGGAGGCUGUGGUGUGGGGCUGGAUCCAGCUUCCUUGUCGUCGAUACACUUUGUGGCCGCUGCCGUCAUGUCAUAAGUUCAUCGCGUUCAUCAAUGUACAUAUGUUGCUUCUAUGCGG